UAUCUUUACUGGUGCCCUGUACAGACAUACAGAGUCAGACAGAAACUUCCCAAAUAGCAAGAGGACAGUUCAUCGGGGCUGUCACACAGGUAAUGGACACCAUUACCAAAGUUCUUGAAAUGAAAUACAAUAAAUACUUAAUUUGUACAAUGUAAAUUGAAUUCCAGUUAGUAGUUCAAGUUUAUUGUCAUAUUCAUAUAAAAGUACAAUGUACAUUCCGAUCAAAUGAAAUAUGUUGUGCUCUGGCACUCUCUCAGCUGUAACGCAGAUAGCAAACUAACAAAUAAAACACUUGAGAUACUGUACGUCUAACUCCAACAUUGACAACCAACUAAAUACAUAAAACAGCACCAAUAAAACAAAAACACACACACCCUGUACAUAAUUAUGUCAUGUUAAAAUGUUAGGUCUACUAUUUAAAAUCCUAACUGCUUGGAGAUAGACAUUAUCCCUGAGGUGAGUGGUCUGAGCCCUGAUGCUUUGGAAGCGCUUUCCCAAUGGUAAGUACCUAAAUGUUUAUGUGCUGGAUGGCCAGUGUCUGCUAAAGGCUUCUUUAUAGUUGCGCGGGGGCGACUAUAGUCACGCGGGGGCGACUACAGACGUCACUGCGGCUAUCCUGCGCGCAGUUCGCCUUUAUACUCGAGCGCAACCCACACGCGCUGUUUUGAAAGUGUGCUUCAGUUCUCCUCCGAGUCGGGAUGUCACUACGGCUGGUAUUGGCUAGGAAUUUCCUCUGCAUUUUAUGGCCAAUUCCGGUAGCCGUCCCUCAUGAGUUUCCACAUUCGCUUGCACUCCAACACCUCUUAACCUACUGCCGUGUAAAUUUCACACCAGGCGUUCGCUGACAUUUGUGCAUCUUUGUAAUUUUUAGUGCUAGCAUCAUAAAGUCUGAGCACAUAUUUGCGCACCUCCUCGCACAGCCAAUAUCAGCCAAGAUGGCAGUAUUGAGGAACCAAGGGGAAAGCUGAGUACGUCAUCACAGCAUGUGACUAAAACGCACCAAUCACGAGAGAUGAUCUCCGCGGCAUUCUGCGCGUGGCGACAAUUUGUGCCGUGUGCGCGUCAAGUGUCUUAGGGGCCACACAGCCCAAUGCGUCAGUCACGCGCAAUGCGUCAGUCACAUGCAAUGCGGGCGCUGUCGCCCUCGCGAGCGCGGGAGUAUAAAGAGGCCUUAAGGCAGCAGCCUUGAGGAGCACCAAUGUUCAGAACUGUGGUAGAUGAGUGGAUGUUCCUAACUCUGUACUGUCUGCUGUCUUCCUGUCAGAAAUUCAUCAAGCCACAUGCAGAUGGAAUUGCAGAGGCCAAGAGGAUGGUGUUAUGUCAGAGAGUACAAGCUCCAUGUCAGAUUCAACAUCACAUGACAAUGUCCUCUCCCAGUGUGGCUGCAGAUCAGCGCUCUCUGUCCCAGCCUCGGCUAACUGUAGGCAGCCCUGACCAUAGGGUCAGUAGGAAACUCUCUCCUGUAGAGAUUUACUACGAAAUGAGGACUCGUCGCAAUUCUCUUACAAGUUCUGUCAGUCCAACUCACUCUUUACCAAGAAGUGCAUCCAAUGUUGAAGGCAGAAGUGUUCCAGCUACACCACUUCUGGCCCGAACUGCACCAAUCAGUGUUCAUGUCAGGUCUGAUGUGUCAGGGAACAAUGGGUUGAAGCAGUGGUCUGGCAGUCUUGAUGUGCCCUAUAUGAUACCACUCGCUAAGGAGGGCUCCUCCUCGGACCGUAGAAGCUGCCUUUACAACUCCAGAGCCAGACGCAGUAAUAGCUCAGAGGCCCUGCUGGAUCGGUCCAGCCUUUCAGACGAUCCAGUCCCCAGAAACGUGAUGCACCCAAAAGGAGGGCCCUACAAGAGCUCGGAAACCCUGACAGAUGGGAAACUACGACACACUCACCUGAGCAGCCCUGAGAAACAUGUAGACGGAUCUGGGGAACAGGCCAAAAUGCGCCUUUCCAUGGGGGGCCGAGGGGCUGGGGUAAGCUACAAUGAGCUGUUGAUGGACUAUAUCUGGGGGAAGCAGCAAAGGAUGCAGGCGCAGCACAACCUCUUCCAGUCCACAGGCAGAAUCUGGCAGGACUUAGUCUCUCAUUGCUCCCCUACUGGAGGAGUUGCCCCCCAUGCAAAUGGUUUCACCCAUUCCCAGGUGCAUCUUCCGAGCACUGCACCUCCUUAUAGCCCAAUGGUUGGCCGAAGGCCUCAAGCUGACAUGCGCAGGGUAAAGGUCACCAGAACCAAAUCUUGUGGACCCUUUAUUCCUUUGCAGCAACACCCCCAGGAUGCCAUCCUGCUUUCAGAGUCCGAGUCGCACCUUCCUGCCUCUGGUACCACCACGUCCUCCAUUCCCAACCUGCUCCCCUACCAGACCGAACUCUCUGGCCCUGCUUUCGGUCGAAGACCCCCGCAAUUCUCCCUUCCGACCCCAGAGGACUCAACACGAAGCCUCCACAAAGCCCUGGCUCUGGAGGGACUGAGAGACUGGUACCUUCGGAACGCCCUCGGAUAUCCCGCUAAGAGCCACGAAGGAGGGAUUUCACGGCUGUCACACCCCCACCCUCUGGCAUUCCAGGCCCAGUCUCUUCAAGGUGAAGCAGCCAACCUUCACAGGCCUCAAAUGCCCCAGUCAGCCAGCUUCCAUGGGCACCCACUGCAUGGCAGGUCGACGGAGCUGUCGCUCUAUCAGGAGAGUCCUCACCCCCACACACCAGAAGGGGCCACAAAGGAACCCAACGCAGACCCAGGGACCCUUGUCUGAAGCAGCGGGACCACACAGCGACUCACACUCCAAACGCAACAUACCAAGCAUUGACCCCCAAGUAGACCACUUGAUACAAUGUGGCUUCAACGGGGAAACAAACAUGGCAACCUCAGCAGAAAAACAACUGUAACAAACGACAGUGUAGCUGUACAGUUUGAAAAGACUUGUCAAGUCCCAUGUCUUUGAACCUGGCGUUCCCUAAGGAGAUGAGUAUUGAUGAGUAAGAAUAUGGUCAAGCUGUACGACUUAAUAGCACCUCCAUAAUCCACAGAGAAGUCUCCCAAGAUCUACUUUUUUACAAGUUUAAAUCACUAUUUUUUAUCUUCUCAGAUAUAUAAAGUUAUAUUGAAAAGAUAAUAUAUUGCUCAUUAACCAUGUGUGUUAUACAAGUAUUAAUACUACAUGCCAGUGAAUGUGUGUUUAUGGACGAUAAAAAAAAGACCUCAAUCGUUGUCGUUAAUUUUACAGCCAUUCUUAUUUGUCACGUUGAUACACGAAAUGGGCCGUGAACUGAAUUUACUGGAGUAGCAGAUGGGAGGGCCUCUAUGUUUCUAACAGAGCAAAAGUAAAUGUUGGUUAGAUGACUUUAAAGUGCUUUUUAAUGACCUGGUCUGCUCAUAUUAAGCCUCUACGAAUUUCCUCGAAUCAAGUGAAGCAGUUCGCAAUGUCAGUAAAAUUAGGGGAAUUUGGAACGAUGUCAAUAGAUUCUUGAUUCGUCUCGGGCCUGGCUGAUAAAUAGAACUUUGCUUCUCCAGGUUGAUGGGAUGCUUUGAUUUGUUUCGGAACAAACCCGAGGUCUGUUGUGAGAUCUACUGUAUUGCAGUAGCACAUGAACUGUAUGACACGAGAUCCUGUUGUUUUUCUUUGGUCUGACUGUCAUACAGAGCACUUUAUGAACAUCUUAAGCCUUAAAUUCCCUAUGAUUUGUCACCACGAGAGAUGACAGGCUGUAGUGUUGACAGUCAUGAUCAGCCUGUCUGGGUCUGUAAAUAAUGUGGAUUGUGCUGAGCAGUUGCAAGAUGAUGUUUUAUUCCUGAACUAACAAUAGGAUUUUAAUUUUUUUAAUUUUAUUUUUUUUACACUAACCACAUGUAAUAAGCCCCCCCGCUCCCCCUGCUUUUGAUUAGAUUUUUUUGUUAACAUAAAAAGUGUGGCUGAUGGCAUGAACAGAACCGGGCUGCUGUUGUUCUGAAUGACUGAGUGAGCAGGUCUCACACCAGAGAAUUUGUUCAUGAGUUUAAUCAUCUCUCAUUUUCAUUUCAACUCGUUAUGUCUGAAAAAAAAAAAAAACAUUUGGUUCCAUUACAUAUAUUUCAUAUUUGUUAAUAAAAGUCUAACCAACAUUCUGCAACAUAAACCUCAGAAAAUGUGAGUGAGUAUCAGAUGAAAUUGUAAUUAAUUUGAUGUAGACAGAACUAAGCAAAUUUUUUUGAUGUAUUAGUUGCCAUGUAUGAUCUUUGGACUCAUUUGAAUGUAUUUUUUUUUCUGUUUGAUACUGUAUGUUGAUAAUAUUUUCUACUCUGGUACAAACUGUAGCACCCUAUGGAUUUAAUGUUCUAAUGUAAACAGCUAUACAGUUUUCUGAAAAGACCAAAUGUCUGUGCACUGGGAAUUGAAAUGUAUUUUUCUUAAGAGUUGAGAAAGAAAAAUGCUAUGAAUUUAGCUCUAAAGCAAGAUUUACCUAUAGUAUAUUCAUAAACUUGAACACUUUGUAGCAAUCUACUGUAGCUUGUUCUCAUCAGUCAGUGUGGGAAUUAAUGUGUUAGAACCAUUAUAUUCAGCAGUGUGAUAUUUGCGUCUCUUUUUAAAAAUAUAUUUAAGUACCGCUAUUCCGCCUCCCUUUAUUCCAGGUCUAUAAAAUCAGGCUCAUUAGGCCUUCCCUAUACUGUAUGUACAUGUAUGUAUGAAAUUGUGCAUUCAUUCUAUGAAAAUAAAGUUUCAUGUUGCAAUCA
Phycodurus eques (leafy seadragon) is the source of this 4701-nucleotide messenger RNA. RefSeq names its product coiled-coil domain containing 120b (gene ccdc120b). Lineage: Eukaryota; Metazoa; Chordata; Actinopteri; Syngnathiformes; Syngnathidae. The record is from RefSeq and is a predicted model, not a curated record. The transcript has 6 exons. Bases 1199 to 2746 code for a protein of 515 amino acids.